GCGGCGCGUCCCGCUCCAGUCCCGCCGCGCGCCUCCCGCGGGGCCGCCCGAGGUGCACCGACCCGUGCACGGGUGCCGGGCCCCAGCGGCUGCGGCGCUCCCGCGGCUUUCGGUCGGGGAGAACUUUGUCCCGGGCCGGCGAGGAGCGGUGGGGCAGGGCCAGGAGGAGGACGAUGCUGCUGGUGAUGAUGAUGGUGCCGCCGCGAUGUGCCGCGCUCGGCGAGCUCUGGUGAGACGCGCAGCUCCCCGAUGCGCGCCCGCCCAGAGGAGGCUGCACUGGUGCCGUUGCAGGAAGGAGCUUCCCAUCUGAACUAGCCCCGAUACGGACGCUUUUGUGUUUAUUUUUUUUGUUUCGUCUUUCUUUCAGUUCUCCCCCGACGGGGCGGGCGGAUUGGCUGGUUAGUCCAGCGGGCGUUUGCGUUCUGUGGUUUUUUUCGUUUCUCUUUUGUCCGAGGGACCUCUCUGCAACUAACGGAGGAGUCUCGGCUGCGUGUGUGGCUCCCUCUCCCUGCCCCCUGCGUGUCGUGCAUGUGCUACUGGAGCGGCUCCGGUCGGGGCCGGCUGCGCAAAGGUCCCCCCCCCCCGCCGCCUCCCGCCUUCCUCCCUUGUUCGUCGCUCUGUGUCUUGCUGAUGACCUGGCCCCUCCACCGACGCCCGGGAGCAGCGCGGCCGCCUGCGGAGGCUUUCUCUCGCCCCCACGCCUUGCGACGGUCCCGCCGCUGACACCGCGUCCUCUGGCUGGAUUUCCCCCGCCUUGGUGAGGGGCAGGAGUGGGGAGUGGAGUUGCCUCCGCCCGGGCUUUCCAGCCUUACAGCUACAUCUGCAACCCGAGAGCCCGGGAAGCGGAGCGGACCGUUCAGCCGGGCGGCGGUGGUUCCCCCUCGACUCGCCGGGUCCUGUCCCGUCCCGCCGCACGCAGCCACUGCGGACCGGCGGUGACCGUCUCCAGCGGGGCCCACCCGCCUCUCCCGGGCCCCUCAACCCUCCGCAGAACAACAGCAACAGAAGACGCCGCGCCCGAAGCAUGUCCCCGCGGCGAGGGCACUGAACGGCGCGGCAGCGGAGGGAAGGCGGCCGGCGGGCGUCGCUACUCCUGCCGCCUCGGCGCCCCGGGCGUGAAGCCGGGGCAGGGCCGGGGGCGCGCCGCCAGAGCCGCACUGCGAGGGAGCCCCGCCGUGCCCGGAGCCAUGUUCCCCCAGAGCCGGCACCCCACUCCGCACCAGGCUGCGGGCCAGCCUUUCAAAUUCACCAUUCCGGAGUCGCUGGACCGCAUCAAGGAGGAGUUCCAGUUCCUCCAGGCGCAGUACCACAGCCUUAAAUUGGAAUGUGAGAAACUGGCAAGCGAAAAGACAGAAAUGCAGAGGCACUAUGUGAUGUAUUAUGAAAUGUCGUAUGGAUUAAACAUUGAAAUGCACAAACAGACAGAAAUCGCCAAGAGAUUGAAUACAAUUUGUGCACAAGUCAUCCCAUUUUUGUCUCAGGAACAUCAGCAACAAGUGGCCCAAGCUGUAGAACGUGCCAAACAAGUGACCAUGGCUGAGCUGAAUGCCAUCAUCGGGGUACGUGGCCUUCCAGGUCUACCUCCUACACAGCAGCAGUUGCAGGCUCAACAUCUCUCCCAUGGCCAUGGACCUCCAGUGCCUCUAACACCGCAUCCAUCAGGACUCCAGCCUCCAGGAAUCCCUCCACUCGGAAGCAGUGCUGGCCUUCUUGCCCUUUCUAGUGCUUUGGGUGGGCAGUCUCACUUGGCAAUAAAAGAUGACAAGAAGCAUCAUGAUGCAGACCACCACAGAGACAGAGAGCCGGGCACAAGUAAUUCUCUUUUGGUCCCGGACAGUCUGCGGAGCACAGAUAAACGCAGGAAUGGCCCUGAAUAUGCCAAUGACAUCAAAAAGAGAAAGGUGGAUGAUAAGGAUUCCAGCCACUAUGACAGUGAUGGGGACAAGAGUGACGAUAACUUGGUUGUAGAUGUGUCCAAUGAGGAUCCUUCUUCCCCAAGGGCAAGUCCGACUCAUUCACCACGUGAAAACGGUAUAGAUAAAACCCGCCUGCUAAAGAAAGAUGCCUCUAGCAGUCCAGCAUCUACGGCCUCUUCAGGAAGUUCCACUUCCCUCAAAUCCAAAGAAAUGAGCCUGCAUGAAAAAGCCAGCACGCCUGUUCUGAAAUCCAGCACACCGACUCCUCGAAGUGAUGUGCCAACUCCAGGCACUAGUGCAACUCCAGGACUUCGUCCAGGCCUUAGCAAGCCUCCAGCAAUGGACCCUCUGGUUAACCAAGCUGCUGCAGGUUUGCGAACACCAUUGGCAGUACCAGGACCGUACCCUGCUCCAUUUGGAAUGGUACCUCAUGCUGGCAUGAAUGGAGAAUUAACCAGUCCAGGGGCAGCCUAUGCCAGUUUGCACAAUAUGUCACCCCAGAUGAGUGCUGCGGCUGCUGCAGCUGCUGUGGUUGCCUAUGGAAGAUCUCCUAUGGUUGGGUUUGAUCCUCCUCCUCACAUGAGAGUACCUGGAAUUCCUCCAAAUCUAGCAGGGAUUCCUGGGGGAAAACCAGCCUACUCCUUUCACGUUACUGCGGAUGGUCAGAUGCAGCCGGUUCCUUUCCCUCCUGAUGCCCUCAUUGGUCCAGGAAUCCCUCGCCAUGCCCGUCAGAUCAACACUCUGAACCACGGGGAAGUUGUGUGUGCAGUUACCAUCAGCAACCCCACGAGACACGUGUAUACAGGUGGGAAAGGGUGCGUCAAAGUCUGGGACAUCAGCCAGCCUGGCAACAAGAGCCCUGUCUCCCAGCUGGACUGCCUGAACAGAGAUAACUACAUCCGCUCUUGUAAAUUGCUGCCUGAUGGAUGCACCCUAAUAGUUGGUGGAGAAGCCAGCACAUUAUCCAUAUGGGACCUGGCAGCACCAACUCCUCGUAUAAAAGCAGAGCUGACAUCCUCAGCCCCUGCCUGCUACGCUCUGGCUAUCAGCCCUGAUUCCAAGGUGUGCUUCUCAUGCUGCAGUGACGGCAAUAUCGCAGUGUGGGAUCUGCACAAUCAGACGUUGGUCAGGCAAUUCCAGGGCCACACAGAUGGAGCCAGCUGUAUUGACAUUUCUAAUGAUGGUACCAAGCUCUGGACAGGAGGUUUGGAUAAUACCGUCAGAUCCUGGGACUUGAGAGAAGGGAGACAGCUACAACAGCAUGACUUCACAUCACAGAUAUUUUCCCUUGGUUAUUGUCCUACUGGUGAAUGGCUAGCUGUGGGAAUGGAGAGCAGCAAUGUAGAAGUGCUACAUGUAAAUAAGCCAGACAAAUAUCAACUGCACCUUCAUGAGAGUUGUGUAUUGUCACUCAAGUUUGCUUACUGUGGUAAAUGGUUUGUCAGUACUGGGAAAGAUAACCUUCUUAAUGCAUGGAGAACACCUUAUGGAGCCAGUAUCUUUCAGUCCAAAGAAUCUUCGUCAGUGCUUAGCUGUGACAUCUCUGUGGAUGAUAAGUACAUAGUCACUGGCUCUGGAGACAAAAAGGCUACAGUCUAUGAAGUUAUCUACUGAAAAAUGUGAUGGGGAUAUAACUUUUAGAAGUUGAACUGGGCCAAAAUUGUUCUUAAUUGUAGAAGUAGAAAGGUUUUGCCUUUUAAAAAGGAACAAAAGUAUUGAGGUUCCAGACCUUGCCAUGAACCUACUCCGAUUUUUCAAAAUAGAAGGCAACAUCCAGCAACUAAAUAUUGGCUACGUGGACCAAAUGGAACACAGAGGCAAGAUGGACAGAUGUAGCCUAGGUUUUUGACAUAGUUUUUAAAAGCCGAGUCUACUGAAGAAUGGUGGAGCCUUUUAUUUUUUUUCUUUCUUUGUGACCUCAUGCAAGUUGUUCUCAUUGCCUGAUUAUGGGGGAUAAAUACUUUUCUGUUCCUUGCAGUUCAAGUUGCAUUCUGUCCUGUGUAGAGCAGUGGUGUCUCAGAUGAACUUGUUUCCUUUUUUUGCAUCUUGUGAUAUGUUUUUGUAUUUUUGUUGAAGGUCAAGCAUUUGUAUAAAUUGUAAAUAUCUUUAGUUUAUUACAGUAAAGGCUUUAGUACCAACAACCAGUCUUCCCCCACCCCCGUCCUCUCCCUGCCUACCCUGCUUAUUUAAAAUUUAAAACCUUUUGGGGAUAUAAAUACCUUUUUAGAAGCAAAAGCAAACACUAUGUAUAGUUUGAAAAUGGUGUCUUAUUCUUUAUAACUCUUCCUAGAUUCCUUUAUCAUACUUCAAAGUAGUUGUUUUGACAUAUUAGGGUGUCAAGUCCAGUAGAAUACUGUCUUGUGCUACAGAAAACUUAAAAGGCAAUUUUGUACUAAUUAUAGUGUAAAUAUAAAAAUUGAACAUUUCAUAAAGUUGUGCAGUUUAAGUUUAUUCUGAUGUCCCAUGGAUAUGUUCUUUGGCAGAUACGCUAAUAUGUGCCUGAUCAUAGUUCAUUUGGUCAUUUCUUUAGAAGAGGAGACGACUUACCUUUCUCCCUCAGCUGAACAGGAUUCAUAUGAGAGCCACGUUUCAACUAAGUACAUCAGAGCCUUUAUUCAUUAACUGAGGAUGUCUGUGAUUAAACAAAGCUAGAUAAGUUGCAUCCUUCAUAUUUUACAGAGAAGUGGUAGUUAAGGACCAUUUCUUUUUUAAUGUCUUGUCUAUGCUUAAAUAUUCAGGUAAAUUUAAUCAAAUUACCAAAAGUGUGAAUUUUACAGGGGAUCACUUAAAACAAUGUUAAAUACUUGCAGGGCUGCAAGUGAAGUGGAUUAACCUAAACUAAGUUAAACUCACUUCUUAAUUUCUUGUGAGAAUAUUGACAAAAGAAUAUUUUGAUUUUUAACUAAUCCACUGCACAUAUUAAUUAGAAUUAAUUUUCCUGAGUGUCCCAUGUUAUGCAGGCGUACAGGCUCUAUGUAUUUGUACUGAACAAUCUUUAAGUCCUUUCCACUGUUCAGUGUAACAUUGGUGAAGAGCCAUGCUAAGCAGCCAGUUACCAAAGCUAUGCAUCUUCAAGUUUUUGUGGUGUACUUGAGAAAUUAAUGAGGAGAGAAUGUGUACAUUUUAUUCUAACUGUGUUUUUUCAGAUUAAUGAGUUCUACCACUGUGUGCCAGACAAACCUAACUAUUGCAUCAGUGAGGUCCAUACAUUUCUUACAUUCUGUAAUUUGAUUAGAAUUUCUGUUGCUAAAUGAGAGUACAGAUGAACAGAAGGAUAUCUUUGAACAAAUAAUUCAGAUUACACAAACUGGCAGACAAGUUAAGACUUGUCUGUGAAGAGCUGCUUUCUCAUUUUGCUAGAAUUUGACAAUGACCUAUAUCCCUGCUCUUUAAAUACAUGUAACUAGGAAGAAACAAGUUUGACUGGCAGAUGCAUUGACUGGAUAGGAAAUUUCUCAUCUGGGUGCAAAUUUUCUAUUUCCUGUCUGAAGAGACAUCAGUUUUCUUCUUUAUUUUCAUGACCAUUCUACUGAAACGAGUUUUAUAACAUCUAGAGUUGUAAUAGCCUUAAUACAUUAACCUUGCAUUUGGAAUGUAAAAUGUUAACCAUUCAGGAUAAUCUGGUCUCCUAGACAUUUAAAAUUACUGUUCUAUCCGUAUAUAUCUGUAUCUUUGUCUAUUGCUGUGUUGUGAAUAUGAAAUCUGUAUGAAAAUGACAGACCAGCUUAGGUGGUGGUCAUGUUUCUUUCACACAUACUGAGACAAAAAGCGGAAUCAUAAGGCUUUUCAAAGAAAUAAUUGUAUUUGCUACAUUGAAAUACAGUGAAGUGCUAUUCCGUUUUAAAAAGAGAAAGUUUAAAAAGAGAGUAUGUGCUAGAUUACUUGAUUUUUACACUGACCAUGUUUUCAUAUUGAAGUUUUUCUGAAUGUCUGACUCCGACAGUGAUCAUUGACUUUGUUUAGCAGCACUGGACAAUUUGGAACACUUAGAUUUCUGCCAAACUGCUAUCACCUUGGCUUUUACUUCAUAGGUGUUCUUUUGCCUUGCUUAAAAGUUGGUAUCACAGGAACCAAGAACGCAAGUAUUCUAACACAUUUGUGUAACCUUUAAAAAAAAUACUCACAUGUAUAUAAUGGUUAUGCUGUAAGUUGCAACAUAGUGGUUGUUAGGAAGGCCACAUUCUUUGCAAUCAGGAGGUUGUAAAUCAUAGUGUCAGGAAAAUAAUGAAAUACCUUGUCUUUUCUUCUUAGCUUCCGGAAUGCACAGUGAGUCAGAGGAGUUACGGAAUUGGACAUUAUUUGUGUGAAUGAAUUUAAUCAUAUUUGUACCAUAUAUUUCUUCUUUGUAAUUAAGAAAUUCUUUUUUUCCCCAAUCAGAUGUGCUUUAAGCUUUGGGUCUGCAAACUUGGGGAUGCAGCCUACAAUAGUCCUCUCCAUAUGUUGUUUCAGGUUUCAUUUGUAAUUUAUGAUAUUUUUUUCUUUCAUGUGUCAAACAGUAAAGCCUAUUCCACCAGCAGAUGUAAUUUUUAAUGAAAAGAUACAUUUGGUGAAAUUUUGGCAUGUCGGUCUGUGCUAUUACAUACAAGACUUAAAACUAGUAGAGCUUAAAAAUUCCAUAAGUUCUUGUAACCCUGUGUAAAGUAGUGGGUGAAAAUAAUUGCAUAUUGAAUGAAGAAGCAGACCAACCCAGACCAGCAUUAACAGAAAAGGCACUGGGAAAAGCACAUGGAAAAAAGAGGUACAGCAGUAACUGUGGUGCAGGUAAUUAAUUUGUGUGUGUGUAUGUAUGUGUGUGUGUGUGUGUGAAUUUAAUUACAAUCCUGAAAGAUUCCUUUGAUUAGCCACUUCCUGGGACAGUAUUUGUUUGCUGGGUGACCCUCAGUAUUCAGAGAUACUUGAAUGCAGGUCUGGCAAACACUAGUGCCAGCUAGAAGCAGGGAGUCCUUACAAGUGGCGUACUGGAUGUCAGUGCAAACAAUAACUGAUGAAGAGGAGAUUUGUGGUAAUACUGAUUCAGCUGAACAAAAUCCUUUGCCAGCAAUAAUAUAUAUAUUUUGUUUAUGUGCACCGGUCAUAACCUUUUAUAAAUCAGUUUUUCAGAAAAUCAUGAUACUAUUCCACACAAUGCAUUUGUCUGUGUCAGAGUACCUCUUUGAUUAUAGUUCCAAGCAAAGAUAGUUCCCCACAUCAACCCGCAAACCUUGAGAGAGAAUUUUUAUCCGUAUUAAUUCUUUCAAAGUUGUUUGGCAUUUCAAAAGCUUUUGUUCCUUUAAAGGGAAGAGGGAGCACCAAGCAAAUAUGAAGUGUAUAGACUGUUAGUGUUAUUUUUUAAUAUAAACAUCAAAAUAGAAUCUACCGUCUGGUCACAUGCAUACUUUUGUGUAUAAACAAUUGACCAUAAUUUUUCUGUCACAUUUUUCCAUUGGUAAUGCAGGUCGAAUUUUCAGAAGUGUCUAAGUUGCUCAAGUAACUUAAACCGAGAUUGACAAACUGUUUUCUUUUUAGUGGCCUUUUGUUUGGUUGGUUAGUUGGUUUUGGUUUAGGGUUUUUUUUGUGGAAAGGCUGCUGCAUUUGUGAGCCUGCGGGAUCAUGUAAUCUAGUUAGAGUAGUCCUUCAUAUUUCUAUUGUACUGGUGCAAUUUUGAGUUGAUGGGGAACUUCAACCAUUCUAGCAACUAAGAUGGGUGGAAUUUAAUGUUUUCAGGCUAAGGAAGAGUACUGAAUUCAGAUUUAACACUACUGAUAAAUUGUUUAGCCCUUAAGCCACUUCACUGGAGAAGCUGUGCUGGCUGCAACUGUGUCUGUCACUUCAGAGGAUUUAGCUUUGGUUUUUUUUUUUCUUUCUUACCACAAGCGUAUAGAAAAAAUGUGAGAAUGUAGGUGUAUGCAAGACUUGACUUAUGAUGUCCUGCCAGAGAGAGGUCUUUUACUACAGAAUGGGAAAGAUGAAGCAGCUCAGAGUAGGAUCCAGUGAACACCAAAGAAAGGGUUCAUGGCAUGGAAUACAUGUGGGGACAAGGGAGGAUGGGAACAUACACACGCAUACAUUUUAGGUUUCAUCUAAUAUUUAAACUGCAAAAUUCACCUAGAAUGAGAUUCCAGUAUGAUGACACAUUUCACUGACCUGUUUCUCCAUAAAGUUGUUCAGAUGUUUCUGCAUAGUAAUUCAGGGACACCUGAGAUGUGUAUUGGAACUGGAAGCGGGCAUUUGUUUGAUGUCCAUAAGCAGUCAUCUAAUCCCAAGAGGAAAGAGAGUUAAAUCACAGCCAGUUUUCAGUAUUUCCCAUUACCUAGUAUUUUUGUAGCUCAAGCUACAAAAAUUUCCAGCAAUUGAUAAUCCCAUUUUCAGCAACAUGCUCCCAGAUGUCCGAUUGCAGUUUAAGUGCUUAGUGCAGCAUGGUAGAUUUUGCCAGGGGAAACCAGAUGUGUAGAAACUGGGUGCUUUAAAAAUUUGGCCUGUGAGACUACUUUACUGACAUUUCUGGGAAGUUUACUCAGAAUUUCUCUUCAACUGUAUAGGAGAGCUUGCUCACUCAGCAUUUUCUAAACCAGCAAAACCUGUGCUUUGAACACAUUUUAAGCACAUGGGUGUGGUUUGCUUUGGGUUUUUUCCUUUAUUUUUUUGGGGGGGGGGGUGUGUGUGUGUAGAUUUAUUUAAUUUUUUUGUUUGUACGUAACGUAAAAACAUCUAUGAAUUGAAUACACCAAGAAAACACGAAGGGAAAGGGAAUGAAUGAAUGAUUGCCUUCAGCGGGCAGAAUGCUCUUAAACAUGCUGUAUAUCAAAAUAUCCUAUUGCUUCUACAAUAUAUUAAUUCUUGAGAGCAGUGGAUUUGUGUUUCCUUGGAGCUAAAGUGCUGUUCUCGGAAAACUGAAAAGCAAGAAAUUGGUGGUGUGGGGCCCAAUGUUAGUGAUUAUUUUCAAAUCUAAGCAACGUUUUGGGUUUGGGAUUUUUUGGAGGGUUUUUGGUUGGGGUUUUUUUCACAUUGCUUAUUGCUAGGUCCCACAGUUCAAUCAAAGCUGAAUGACAGGCUAUGCCCUUUCUGGCUCAUGCAUUAGUAAGAAUUUAGCGAAGAAUUGCUAACAAGUCUGUUGGUGACUGAAUCUUUUAGUGAAUAGCUGCAUAGAUAUCAGCCAGACUCUGUUGUAAUAAUUUUCCUUACUAAAGCAAACACCCAAAUAUAAGAUAGCAUCAUUGUUCCAUACUCAUACUUCAAUUGUAUUGAAUUGCGGUCAGUGUAGUUGACUCUCCGUAGAAAAGUUCUGUGGUGGUAGAAAAAUUCUUCUGAGGUAAAACUUAAAUUUUGAGGUGUUUCCUCCUAAAAUUGUUAUGUUGAUUCAUAGAAGAAAUGCUGCAAAGCGCACUAAACAGGUGCUUUUGCAUAGAGCUUGGCAAGGAUUGCUUUUGCUAUGUUCACAGUACAAAGGUAUAGUACCUUUUGAACUUCAUUUCUGUUUUUUGCCAAGAAUGAAUUAGAGGUCAAGAUAACACAUAGUUUGGAGAUUAAAUAAUCAAACAUACUGUUAUCAUUAUCCCUUUUAUAUACUCCGGCAUUAGCAUAGAAAAUUGAGAUGAUGGCUUGUAACUGCAAAUGAUAAAUGCUGGUUUUCCUUCAAGGACUGAUUUUAAUGGCAGCUUAAAAAAGUUAACAAGCAGAAAGAAGGGGCCAUAAAUGAAAGUUAAUCCAUAAUGUUGGGAAACUUAGAAAUCACUUGUUAAUUUCCUGGUAGUGAGCCUAAUUUGUUCAAAAUAAAAUCCAUCUGUUUCA
Molecule: messenger RNA, 9683 nt
Organism: Strigops habroptila (Kakapo)
Lineage: Eukaryota; Metazoa; Chordata; Aves; Psittaciformes; Psittacidae
Product: transducin-like enhancer protein 1
Exons: 20
Coding region: 1188-3530 (780 amino acids)
Biological process (GO): regulation of DNA-templated transcription; negative regulation of canonical Wnt signaling pathway
Cellular component (GO): nucleus; transcription regulator complex
Molecular function (GO): protein binding; transcription corepressor activity
Source: RefSeq, a predicted model, not a curated record